GGCUAUAAAUGAGAUAGAAGAAAGCACCUUUCCCACUCAAACAUCAGGAAAGAAAUGGCACCUAGCAUUCCAUCAGCUGCUUUCAUCGCGUCUAUUCUCUUUUUCUCUGCGGCCACUGUAACUGCAGACUUCGAUUUCUUCUAUUAUGUACUCAUGUGGCCAGGAGCGUAUUGUAAAAAAGAAGGAUGCUGCCUUCCCACAACAGGUAAACCAGAGCUGGACUUUUUAAUCAAGGGCAUGUAUCAGGCUAAAAAUUCGGGAGCGCUCGUCCCAAAAUGCAAUAUUCCUACUAAAUUCUACAUUAAUGAGGUUGGAAACCUUAUCAGCGACAUGUACGCGUAUUGGCCGAACAUCACGUGUCCAAGCAACAACGGUAUGGCCGGCUGGAAAAGUCUGUGGGAGCCGUACGGUAAUUGUAGCGGGCUGACCGAAAGGCAGUACUUUAACAGGACCUUGCAACUGCGGUCUACGGUCAAUUUGCUCUCCAAGCUGAGAAGGGCAGAUAUCCUGCCAAACGACAACGACUACAACCGAGAUUAUCUCCAUGCCGCCAUUAAUGAUGCAGUCGGAAAGAAAACGGCAUUGAAAUGCGUGGAGACGACGUCGUGGUGGAUUAUUAAAAAAUCUCAGCUAUCUGAGGUCUGGUUCUGUGUGGAUAAGAGUGGUACCACAAUCAUCGAUUGCCCAACCUAUCCAAAGUCCACAUGUGGGGACAAGGUCACAUUCAGUAAAUUCAGCUACGAUAUGUUGAAGGACGCUUCUUUAUUUUUCAACCCCAUCCAAAUGCCCACGUCACUAUCAGCAUGAUCUUGGCCGCUUAUCACCGUGUCUUUCGUUGCUCUCCAGUGUUAGGAAAUGCAGUGUGAUGUUGGAUUUUCUAGUGUAAGCUUUGUUGUAUGCACCGUGUAUGCUUAAUCUUGUUAGUCCAUGGAAUAAAAUAAAAAUUAGAAGGGACCUA
Molecule: messenger RNA, 958 nt
Organism: Magnolia sinica
Lineage: Eukaryota; Viridiplantae; Streptophyta; Magnoliopsida; Magnoliales; Magnoliaceae
Product: ribonuclease 3-like
Exons: 4
Coding region: 55-807 (250 amino acids)
Biological process (GO): RNA catabolic process
Cellular component (GO): extracellular region
Molecular function (GO): RNA binding; ribonuclease T2 activity
Source: RefSeq, a predicted model, not a curated record